Messenger RNA from Xyrauchen texanus (razorback sucker), 1863 nucleotides. Its product is annotated as galactosylgalactosylxylosylprotein 3-beta-glucuronosyltransferase 2-like. Gene Ontology annotation, biological process: chondroitin sulfate proteoglycan biosynthetic process; carbohydrate metabolic process. The coding region runs from base 452 to 1387 and encodes 311 amino acids. Gene Ontology annotation, cellular component: Golgi membrane. The record is from RefSeq and is a predicted model, not a curated record. Gene Ontology annotation, molecular function: galactosylgalactosylxylosylprotein 3-beta-glucuronosyltransferase activity. The transcript has 4 exons. NCBI's taxonomy places the organism in Eukaryota, Metazoa, Chordata, Actinopteri, Cypriniformes, Catostomidae.
AGCGUCUGUCGGACCAUCAGCUCAUUCCCAUCAUUCCGAAUCAGCCGUUUGAUUAUUAAUAAAAACGACAAUUACGCCUAUAUGUUUUAUUGACUCCAAGCUAUGCGUGAAACGAAAACAAUGACCUGUUGUUAUAUUUACCACUGCUUUCUGCGUUUAUCGUUAGAAGACUCCGGAGCAUCAUCUCAGGGAGCCGACUCUUCACUCGCGCAGGACGGGACGCGAUCGCGAGAGCGCCGUUAGGAUUCAUUCACAGGAAUUCCAAAGGAAGUUCAAUAAAGCUUAACACGUUUGAAAUGAAUAAUCUGUAAUAUUAGAAUAAUCGACCCUCCAGCGCAAAUGUGCAACAACGGAUAAAUCGUGGCGGUCUCUGAAUGUCUUCUAUUAAAUCGCUCCUUUAGAGGUGGACUAUUAAUUCUACAAAUUAAGCAGUGUUGUUUCCUUGGGCACAAUGAAAUCCAUCUUCUACAGUCGCCUUUUCAUUCUUCUCCCGUGGAUUUUGAUAGUGAUCAUCGUGAUCGAUAUCGACACGAAAAGAUCGUCUGUUCGGAACACGGCGAGCUUCUAUUUCUCUCGGAUGGGAACUGUCCAGCAGCGGCAGCAGGACGUCAGGGCGACUCGGACCAGCAGCGUGUUCGGGAGUAACGGCACAUCUCUCCCUGUAAUUUAUGCCAUCACUCCCACUUACAGCAGAGCGGUGCAGAAAGCAGAACUCACGCGCCUGGCCAACACGUUCCGCCAGGUUCCGCAGUUUCACUGGAUCGUGGUGGAGGACUCGAACUCGCAUACGGAGCUGGUUUCGCGGUUUCUCGCCCAGUCUGGGCUUCGAUGCACCCAUCUGAACGUGUUCACCCCGCGCAGGUUCAAGCGCACGGGGAUGCCCCGCGCGACCGAGCAGAGGAACGCAGCGCUCGGCUGGCUGAGAGGACACAGCACCUCCAAAGAUAAAGGAGUAGUGUUCUUCGCGGAUGAUGAUAACACUUACAGCCUUGAGUUGUUUAGAGAGAUGCGGUCAACCAGGAGAGUCUCAGUGUGGCCAGUAGGACUUGUUGGAGGCCGGAGGUACGAGCGUCCCCUGGUGGAGAAGGGCAAAGUAGUCGGUUGGUACACAGGCUGGAGGGCAGACAGACCAUUUGCAAUUGACAUGGCUGGCUUUGCUGUGAACCUGCAAGUGAUCCUGUCAAACCCACGUGCCCUCUUCAAGAGGAGAGGAGCCAAACCAGGUAUGCAGGAGUCUGAUUUCCUCAAGCAGAUCACAAAGGUGGAGGAACUGGAGCCAAAGGCCCACAACUGUACCCAGGUUCUGGUGUGGCACACCCGCACUGAGAAGGUCAAUCUGGGCAACGAACCAAAGCGGCAACGCGAUUCUGUUUUUAUUGAGGUCUAGUGGAUGAAACUGUCCUAGGAGUUUUAAACUUGCCAAUUUUACAUUGGAUGGAUCAGAGGACUGCAAUCAAUGGCACUUGCCAAAAUGUUGGCCACCUUUGAGCUUUUGGAUACCUAUUCUGGAGAAAAGACAUGUUCCUCAAGCAAUCAAAUGCUCUGGAGUUGCAUUCGGACUAAGCUGUCCUGGGAUCAUGUUCCUCGAUUCUUCACUGACAUGCAUUACAUCUGCUGAUGCUUUUCACUGUAGCAACACACUGGAUUACCUAUAAUGUGGUGGUGGAAAAACCAUGGUUUAGGGGUUUACAAAUGGCAAAUGUGUGUAAAACGUUAUCCUAUUCCUAAUGCAUCUAUAGUGAUCACUCUACUUGUAGACUCUGGACGGCUCUCCAGAGAAUCAGAUCAAAGUCUGUAUGCCUGUGAACCAUUAGGAAAGAAUGCUUUAAUAAUGUACAGAUAGGUCUCAACUACUGAUGGGUG